Molecule: messenger RNA, 1432 nt
Organism: Cajanus cajan (pigeon pea)
Lineage: Eukaryota; Viridiplantae; Streptophyta; Magnoliopsida; Fabales; Fabaceae
Source: RefSeq, a predicted model, not a curated record
UUUCCUUUUCAGCUCAUGCUGACUCUGCUCAAACAAGUGCGUUCUUGAAAGAGCUCAAUCCUCCUAACAUAAUUCUUGUACAUGGGGAAACUAAUCAGAUGAACAGGCUCAAACAGAAGCUCAUGAGUCAAUUUUCUGAUCGCAACACCAAAGUUCUUACUCCAAAAAACUGUCAAUCUGUUGAAAUGUAUUUCAGUUCGCAGAAAAUGGCAAAAACCAUAGGGAAGCUGGCUCAAAAAACACCCGAAGUCGGUAAAACUGUCGGUGGUUUGCUAGUUAAAAAAGGCUUCACAUAUCAGUUUAUGUCACCUGAGGAUCUCCAUGUCUUUUCACAGCUAACAACAACAAACAUCACUCAGAGAAUUACUGUCCCUUAUUCAGGAGCCUUUAGUGUCAUACAUCAUAGACUCAAACGGUUAUAUGAGAGUGUAGAGCAGUCCGUGGAUGAAGAAUCUGGAGUUCCAACAUUGCAAGUCCAUGAGUGCGUUACAGUGAAGCUUGAAUCAGAAAAGCAUAUCUCCUUGCAUUGGCCAUCAGACCCCUUGAGUGAUAUGGUGUCAGAUUCAAUUGUUGCUCUGAUUUUAAAAAUCAGUCGCAAUGUGCCAAAACUAAUGGAUGAAUUUGAUGUCCUUAAAAUGGAGGAAGAGAAUAAGAAGAAGACAGAGAAGGUUAUGCUUGCCCUCCUUAUCUCACUUUUUGGAGAUGUGAAGGUAGGUGAAAACGGGAAAUUGAUAAUUAACAUUGAUGGGAAUGUUGCAGUGCUCAAUAAAGAAAGUGGGGAAGUUGAGUGUGAAAAUGAAGGUCUAAAGGAAAGAGUAAGGGCAGCAUUCCAGCGCAUUCAAAGUUCUGUGAAACCAAUUCCUCUUUCAGCACCUUAAUUUUUUCCUAGUUAGUAUAGUUUGAAGUCAAAUAAAAGAUAGAUUAGAUCAAACAUUUCUUACCCUUGACUGAGAAUCCUUGACAAUUAUACAUAUUCAAAGAAUGGUCACUGAAUAAGAGACUAUGUCGAGAUUAAAAGUAAAAUCUUGAGGUUCCCAAGGAUAACCAGACUGUUAUCUGUGGAAGUGUUUGAGACUUGAGUUGCAAUGACAUGGAUUUUGUAUGUAGCCCUCACACGACAGUCUAAGAAUGAGGCAUCCAAUGCACAAAAAUAUUACGACAAUCCAACAGUUGAAGGUUGAUAGUUUAGCAACACACUAGGAGAACUCCUUGGGUCACGUAUAAUUUUCACCUAAAACGUGUUGAAAAGCAAGUGUUACUAGCAUUCCCAUCGCAUAGGACUUGAAAGUUGAAACGGAAAAGCAUAUUAUGUGAAUAAUAAUUUCAUAGAAAAUAAGUUCAAGCUAUAUAUUUUUAUCUCCCCCCUCCCUUCAUAAUUUUGUUUAUGAUGGUGUAUGGUCACCACAUUUAUGUCAUGUCACUCUGGGGUCUG